CAUCCCCCCCCCCACACACACACCUCCCAGCCGCACGUGAGCCUCUAGUGAACCUCCACGCGCAGCGAGAACAAACCGGUUGCUAACGGCUUAAACGUCACAGAAACUCGAUCCUGAUAGAACGCGGGGGAAAGAUGGCGGACGACCCGAGCGCUGCGGACAGGAACGUGGAAAUCUGGAAGAUUAAGAAGUUGAUCAAAAGCCUUGAAGCAGCCAGAGGGAAUGGCACCAGUAUGAUUUCCCUCAUCAUCCCCCCGAAGGACCAGAUCUCCCGUGUGGCUAAGAUGCUGGCGGACGAGUUCGGCACGGCGUCCAACAUUAAGAGCAGAGUGAACCGACUGUCAGUGCUGGGAGCCAUCACUUCAGUACAGCAGAGACUCAAACUCUACAACAAGGUGCCCCCCAAUGGCCUGGUGGUGUACUGCGGAACCAUCAUGACGGAGGAGGGCAAAGAGAAGAAAGUCAACAUCGACUUUGAGCCGUUCAAGCCAAUCAACACGUCCCUGUAUUUAUGCGACAACAAGUUUCACACAGAGGCUCUUACCGCAUUGCUCUCGGACGACAGCAAGUUCGGAUUUAUCGUGAUCGACGGCAGUGGCGCUCUCUUCGGAACUCUGCAAGGCAACACGAGAGAGGUUCUGCACAAAUUCACAGUGGACCUGCCGAAAAAGCACGGACGAGGAGGUCAGUCCGCCCUGCGAUUCGCUCGCCUGAGGAUGGAGAAAAGACACAACUACGUGAGGAAGGUGGCGGAGACGGCCGUGCAGCUGUUCGUCUCCAACGACAAGGUCAACGUAGCCGGGAUGGUCCUCGCCGGAUCAGCCGACUUUAAAACCGAGCUCAGCCAGUCGGACAUGUUCGACCCGAGGUUACAAGCCAAGGUGCUGAAACUGGUGGACAUUUCUUAUGGAGGAGAGAACGGAUUCAAUCAGGCGAUCGAACUGUCGGCCGAGGUGCUCUCCAACGUCAAAUUCAUUCAGGAGAAGAAGCUGAUAGGACGCUACUUUGACGAGAUCAGUCAGGACACGGGGAAGUACUGUUUCGGAGUCGAGGACACGCUCAAAGCUCUGGAGAUGGGAGCCGUGGAGAUUCUAAUCGUCUACGAGAACCUGGACACCAUGCGCUACGUACUACGCUGCCACGGAGCAGAGGGCAGUGGGCCUGAAAAUGAUGAGAAGACACUAUAUUUGACACCAGAGCAGGAGAAGGAUAAGUCUCACUUCACAGACAAAGAGACAGGGCAGGAGCACGAGCUCUUAGAGAGCAUGCCGCUGCUCGAGUGGUUCGCCAACAACUACAAGAAAUUCGGGGCUACGCUGGAGAUCGUGACGGACAAAAGUCAGGAGGGCUCGCAGUUUGUGAAGGGCUUCGGCGGGAUCGGGGGAAUUUUGCGAUACAGGGUGGAUUUCCAGGGCAUGGACUAUCAGGGAGAAGACGAGGAGUUGUACGACUUGGAUGACUACUAGGUAGUCGUGACUGAUGAACGGAGAAAUUUAGGAUUUCCCCUUUUACAACUCUGCAGACAGACGGGGAAGGAAAAGAUGGUGAAUCAGCGACGAGAGGAACGAUUUGUAAGAGCGACCUUAAACGCAGUGACCGAAUGGAGCUGAGUGUGUUUUGCUCCUCGACACGUCAUUAACACGUCACACAGAAACAGUACGGACACAUGAGGAAGUCCUCCGGUCGUGCGCCAUUUCUCAAGCCUCCUUUUUUACUGACUCCUGCUGCUACUUUAUGAGUUCGUGGCAUUUUUUAAUAACGUAGAUGAAAAGCAGAGGGGAUUAACCGUGUGCCGCUGCCUCAAGCUCAUCGUCCAGACCUGCGUUUCUUUCAUUUCUGCUGCGUAUCAAUCUCUGAGCCGGUUAAAUCUCUGUGAAGGACCAUCGCCUAGCUGGAUCGCCUCUUCGUACUGCUGAAGACAAAGUGUGUCUCGCUUUAGCCUUUAGGAAACAUCCCAAACUGUUUGAGUGCCUGAAAAGUUGAAAUCGGUGAAACACGACUGCGCAGUUCACCCAGUUCUGAACUCGGGUGGAGUUUUAAUCUGUGAUUUGGAUUUAAGAGCUGUGAGCUCAUAUUUCCUAAACCGCAAGCUGGAUUAGUGACAUUAUUCGCGCAUGAGAACACCAGAUCACACUGGAAGGACUAAAAUUGAGGAUUUUUCAUAUUCCACUUCCUGCCCUUCCACAUCCAGUCUAUCGAAGGGCGGAUUUGGUUUUAAAAUUAAAAAAAAAAGGACAUAUGCGACCUUAUCGCUCUCAUUCAGUCCUUAUUCUGAUACACUAGGCAGCAGGCAAACCCCAUUUAUAGAGUCUAAUGAGAAAAUACACACACACACACACACACACACACACACAAAGGAUUCUUUCUAUUUUAACAAGUAUUUCCUGUAUUUUCUCAUCUCCGUGCCUAAUCCAUUGAUAUUUUGUAUAAAUCAUUUGUUACACGAGGUCACAGAUAUUAAACGUUCUCAUCGUUUGCACA
Molecule: messenger RNA, 2481 nt
Organism: Pangasianodon hypophthalmus (striped catfish)
Lineage: Eukaryota; Metazoa; Chordata; Actinopteri; Siluriformes; Pangasiidae
Gene: etf1b
Product: eukaryotic translation termination factor 1b
Exons: 11
Coding region: 135-1466 (443 amino acids)
Biological process (GO): cytoplasmic translational termination
Cellular component (GO): cytosol; translation release factor complex
Molecular function (GO): translation release factor activity, codon specific; sequence-specific mRNA binding
Source: RefSeq, a predicted model, not a curated record